This is a messenger RNA of Helobdella robusta, 345 nucleotides long. RefSeq lists its product as hypothetical. NCBI's taxonomy places the organism in Eukaryota, Metazoa, Annelida, Clitellata, Rhynchobdellida, Glossiphoniidae. The record is from RefSeq and is a predicted model, not a curated record. The coding region runs from base 1 to 345 and encodes 114 amino acids. The transcript has 2 exons.
AUGCCAUGCAGUAGCAGGCAAUGCCACUGGGUUGACAUUUCAUCUUUCGGAAAAGACAAAGGGUUAUCUUUUCAGGAUUCGUUAACAUUUUUAAUUCAUAUCCGCGAAACAUUCAACACAAGUUUCAUGCUGCAGGAACUGAUUCAAAAAAAUUUUAAAUAUCUCACUAAGAAGUCUUUUAUAUUGUUGCACAAGACACUGAUGAGAUCUAAACUUGAAAUCGCUGCAAGAGUUUCGUCACCAUGGCAGAUUGAUGAGAUCAAAGGGGGUGGGUUCAAAGACGUGCCACAUAAGUGGUUGCUGAGCGCAGAUGAUGAAAUUAAACUGAGAGGCUGCAAAAACUGA